AUGUCUUCCAUUAAAAUUGAGUCUGUUGUGAAGGAGAAGAACAGGAUGGGAGAGUGCCCUGUAUGGGAAGAAAGGCUGAAUUCCCUUGUAUAUGUGGAUAUCAAUUCGCAGAAAGUUUGCCGCUGGAACUCCAUCACUAAUGAAGUUCAGUGUGUAUCAGUGGAUGCUCGUGUUGGGUCAGUAGCACUUCGCAAGUGUGGAGGCUAUGUGAUCGCUUUAGGAACUAGGUUUGCUUUCCUGAACUGGGACAAUCAGAGAGUUGUUUCUAUUGCUGAAAUGGAAUUAGAUAAACCAAACAACAGAUUUAAUGAUGGAAAAGUGGACCCAAUGGGGAGAUUUUUUGCAGGUACCAUGGCUGAAGAGACAGCACCUGGGCUGAGGGCAAGGCACCAAGGUGCCCUUUAUACUCUCUUUCCUGAUCGUUGCGUCAUGAAGCAAUUAGAGCAGGUGGACAUCUCGAACGGUCUGGAUUGGUCACUGGAUCACAGAACCUUCUUCUACAUUGAUAGCCUGGCAUACGCUGUGAAUGCCUUCAACUAUGAGUUAUACACAGGAAAAAUUGAUUGUUCCAGUUGUAGGCCUGUGUACAAGUUGGAAAAAGAAGAAGAAAUGCCUGAUGGGAUGUGCAUUGACACAGAAGGGAAACUCUGGGUGGCCUGUAUUGAUGGCGGACGAGUGAUCCGUAUUGACCCUGAAACAGGGAAAAGAAUUCAGACUGUGAAGAUGCCGGCUUCCAGGAUCACAUCUUGCUGUUUUGGAGGGAAAGACUAUUCAGAAAUGUAUGUCACUUCUGCCUAUGAUGAACUGGACAGGGCAGCCUUAGCCAAGGAGCCUCAGGCUGGGGAGAUUUUCAAGAUAACAGGACUGGGGGUAAAAGGGAUCCCACAGUACUGCUUCGCUGGUUAAGUGUUCACUCAUAUUAUGUGAUAGAUGUACAACCCAGCCAGAAGCCAUGAUGAACAAGAACAGAAGGAUGAAUUGCUAAUUUAGAUACCGAUCUGAAGACUACCUAAAUUGCCAUGAUAUUUUAAUGUUCUGUAACUGUUUCCUUUUCUCUGUGCCUGCAUUAGGUUUUCCCUAACAGGGGAGGGAGGGAGGAUUUUCACUGGCAAACCUGUACAAAAUGAAUGGAUUCCACCUAGGGGCUGUCUUCACCAGGUUGGCGUUGUCUCCUUCUUCAAUGCCUCCCUUUCCCUUUCUCGGGACGGUGUUGGUUACUCCAGAAGAUGA
This is a messenger RNA of Elgaria multicarinata webbii, 1230 nucleotides long. RefSeq names its product regucalcin-like. Bases 1 to 906 code for a protein of 301 amino acids. Gene Ontology annotation, molecular function: gluconolactonase activity; enzyme regulator activity; calcium ion binding. The transcript has 6 exons. The record is from RefSeq and is a predicted model, not a curated record. Gene Ontology annotation, biological process: L-ascorbic acid biosynthetic process. Lineage: Eukaryota; Metazoa; Chordata; Lepidosauria; Squamata; Anguidae.